AUGGACUCAAGAUGUUACUGCUUCUUCUUUGCUUUGUUAUCUCUCACUGUGAUUGUUCUUGCUUACGAUCCUGACUCGCUUCAAGAUCUAUGCGUUGCAGAUCACUCUUCAGGAACAAAAGUGAAUGGGUUUACAUGUAAGAAGGAAUCAAGCAUCACCGCCUCAGAUUUCUUCUUCGCCGGAAUCGGCAAAGCCGCCACCGUUACUAACGCAGUCGGAUCCGCCGUCACGGGAGCAAAUGUAGAGAAGAUCCCAGGGCUUAACACGCUCGGAGUCUCCCUCUCACGUAUCGACUACGCGCCCGGAGGUUUAAACCCACCGCACACGCACCCACGCGCCACCGAAGUAAUCUUCGUGUUGGAAGGCGAGCUCGACGUCGGGUUCAUCACGACGGCGAACAAGCAUUUCGCUAAGACGGUGAAGAAAGGAGAAGUCUUCGUCUUCCCGAGAGGACUGGUGCAUUACCAGAAGAACAGCAACAAAGCGAAACCAGCUUCGGUGAUCUCGGCGUUCAACAGUCAGUUACCAGGAACACAAUCUAUCGCCGCCACGCUUUUCACCUCGACUCCGUCGAUUCCAGAUAAUGUUUUAACGACGGCAUUUCAGAUCGGGACGAAGGAAAUCGAAAAGAUCAAAUCAAAACUUGCUCCGAAGAAAGGCUAA
Microthlaspi erraticum is the source of this 663-nucleotide messenger RNA. The record is from the annotation of a GenBank genome assembly. Lineage: Eukaryota; Viridiplantae; Streptophyta; Magnoliopsida; Brassicales; Brassicaceae.